Messenger RNA from Quercus robur (English oak), 2681 nucleotides. RefSeq names its product G-type lectin S-receptor-like serine/threonine-protein kinase At1g11300. The transcript is spliced from 7 exons. The record is from RefSeq and is a predicted model, not a curated record. Gene Ontology annotation, molecular function: protein serine/threonine kinase activity; ATP binding. NCBI's taxonomy places the organism in Eukaryota, Viridiplantae, Streptophyta, Magnoliopsida, Fagales, Fagaceae. Gene Ontology annotation, biological process: recognition of pollen; protein phosphorylation. The coding region runs from base 58 to 2583 and encodes 841 amino acids.
CCUGACCCUUGUACAAGUUGUACUGAAUUCUCUCACCAAGUCGGUUCAAACGAAGUUAUGGUACGUCUUAGCAAUAGUAGCUUGUUGUCUGUCCUUUGUUGCCUUUGUUUAAACAUAGGCGUUGUUGCUGUAGACACCAUCAGGUCUUCCCAAUCCAUCAAAGACAGAGACUCUGACUAUAUGAUCUCCAAUGGAAGUGUUUUCAAACUGGGAUUCUUCAGCCCACUAAACUCUUCCAACCGCUACCUGGGGAUAUGGUAUAGCAACAUUUCUGCAUUCACAGUCGUAUGGGUAGCGAACAGACAGAAACCCGUCAACGAUUCUUCUGGAGUUCUUACUAUAUCUGAGGACGGCAACCUUGUAGUAUUAAAUGGACAAAAGGAGAUUCUUUGGUCAUCGAAUGUUAACAACUCUGUUGCCAAUUCAAGUGCCCAGCUUUCAGAUUCGGGGAACCUCGUCUUAAAAGAAAACACUAUAGGGCCAAUCCUAUGGGAGAGUUUCAAAAAUCCUUCUCAUAUAAGCUUACCCGGUAUGAAAAUUAGUACUAAUGAAAGAACAGGUGAGAAAGUGCAGUUGACAUCAUGGAAAAGCCCUUCUGAUCCAUCCAUUGGAAGCUACUCUACCGGAAUUUCUCGACAAAGUUUUACUCAGUCUUUCAUUUGGAAAGAUAGUAGCCCAUAUUACCGCAGUGGUCCAUGGAAUGGUCAGAUGUUCAUUGGAACACCAAUAACUCCUGCAUUUUUUGACAGAUAUAGUCUUGUAGAUAAUCAAGAUGGAACUUCUUAUUUUACUGCAUCUUUUGUCAAUGAUUCUUUGUCACACGUUGUCCUGACUACCCAAGGGAAUGUAGAGGCAAGACAUUGGGAUAAUGAGAAGGAGGUUUGGGAGGUUAUGUGGAAAGCUAUGCACAGUGUGUGUGAUGUUUAUGGUACGUGUGGUGCAUUUGGAAGCUGUAAUUCAAUGAAUUCCCCAAUUUGCAGUUGUUUAGAGGGGUUUGAGCCAAUUUGCAGUUGUUUAGAGGGGUUUGAGCCAAAGAACGCAGAAGAAUGGAAUAGACAAAAUUGGACUAGUGGAUGUGUGAGGAGGACACCGUUGCAGUGUGGGAGGGUGAACACCAGUGGUGAAGCCGGCAAAAUGGAUGGGUUUAUGAAACUGAACAUGGUGAAGGUGCCAGACUUUGUAGAAUGGUCAGUUGCUCAAAAAGAUGAUUGCAGGCAGCAAUGUUUACAGAACUGUUCUUGUAUAGCUUAUGCAUUUGAUUCAGGCACAGGUUGUAUGACAUGGACUCGAAGCUUAAUUGACACACAGAAAUUCUCUAGCACCAGCGGAGUUGACCUUUAUAUUCGUGUUGCCCAUUCAGAACUUGAUACAAAGGGAGAUGUGAGGAAAAUUGUCACUAUUACAGUGAUCAUAGGAACGAUUUUUAUUUCAUUCUUCACGUACUUAUUGUGGAGGUGGAUGGCUAAACACAAAGCAAGAAGAAAGAAAGCGAAGGGGUUGUUAAUGUUAAACAGAGAAGCACAUAACAAAUUUUCAAGUGAAGACAUGCUUGGAGACAAUCUGAACCAAGUUAAAGUCCAGGAGCUAAAACUAUUCGAUUUUGUGACGCUAGCAAGUGCAACAAACAACUUCCAUGAAUCUAACAAGCUUGGGCAGGGUGGAUAUGGUCCCGUAUACAGAGGAAAAUUGUCAGAUGUGCAAGAAAUUGCAAUAAAAAGACUUUCCAGAACUUCUGGACAAGGGUUGGAAGAGUUUAUGAAUGAGGUGGUAGUAAUUUCUAAGCUCCAACAUCGGAAUCUUGUUAGGCUCCUUGGCUGUUGUGUCGAAGGAGAAGAGAGGGCGUUGAUCUAUGAAUACAUGCCAAACAAAAGUUUGGAUGCAUUUCUCUUCGAUUCACCCAAAGAAAUACGACUAGAUUGGAGAAAACGCUUCAACAUUAUAGAAGGAAUUGGUCUGCUAUAUCUUCACAGGGAUUCUAGAUUAAAAAUUAUUCAUAGAGAUCUAAAGGCAAGUAACAUCUUGUUGGAUAAAGAUCUAAAUCCAAAAAUAUCAGAUUUUGGUAUGGCCCGGAUUUUUAGAAGUAAUGAAGACCAGGCUAAUACUAAUAGGGUCGUUGGAACUUAUGGCUAUAUGUCUCCUGAAUAUGCAAUGGAAGGGCGAUUUUCAGAGAAAUCAGACAUCUUCAGCUUUGGAGUGUUGUUACUAGAGAUACUUAGUGGAAGAAAAAACUCUAGCUUUUAUCAUGAUGAGCAACCUAUGAGCCUUUUAGGACAUGCAUGGAAAUUGUGGAAAGCAGACAACAUUGUCGCUUUAAUAGACCCAUUGAUAUUUGAACCAUGCUAUGAAAUGGAAAUUUUGAGAUGCAUACAUGUUGGCCUGUUGUGUGCGCAAGAAUUUGCCAAAGAUAGGCCAACUGUAUCUACUGUAAUUUCUAUGCUUAAAAGUGAGAUUGUUGAUCUUCCCCGUCCAAAGAAGCCAGCAUUUACUGAAAUGCAGAUUGGGCUAGAUACAGAGUCCUCUAAACUUAGCCAAAGAAAAUGCUCAGCUAACAAUGUUACUAUUACAAUGAUUCAAGGUCGAUAGGUAGCAUGUGUUAUUGACAUCAUCAUGUUGUGGUUUGAUAUUCAUUUUGAAAACUUUCCUAAGAAUCUCAUAUGUUGUAAAUACAAACUUUUCUAUCA